This is a messenger RNA of Populus euphratica (Euphrates poplar), 3558 nucleotides long. Its product is annotated as WD repeat-containing protein 44-like. NCBI's taxonomy places the organism in Eukaryota, Viridiplantae, Streptophyta, Magnoliopsida, Malpighiales, Salicaceae. Gene Ontology annotation, molecular function: protein binding. The coding region runs from base 341 to 3235 and encodes 964 amino acids. The transcript has 8 exons. The record is from RefSeq and is a predicted model, not a curated record.
ACACCAAUGUCUAAAAACACAAAACGAACUCAAAAACACGCACAGAAGAGGGCAUCCACCAACGCUGGCACAUCUCCUCCCACCACACCACGCAGGGCUUCGUUCCCUCUCUUUUCUCUCUUACCGGAUCUCCGAUCCUCCCUCACAUUAUCAUCCGUCGUCAUUCCACAUAACAGCAGCAUUCACAACGCCCCCAAACAAACCCAGUGAAAACCCAUUUCACUAGGGGCAUUUCCAUUUCCAUUUGUAUUUCUAUUUCUAUGAAAAAAUGAAAUGAAAUGCCCCCCUCUCUUUCCCUUAACACUAUCUCAACAAUGACCCCUCCACAACCCCUCAAAAAAUGAGCAGAAACGACACCAUUACUGACAAAAACGACAACAGUAACGGUGAAGAACAACUAGUUGAAGAAAAAGAAGAAGAUGAACAUUUCUACGAGUCAUUGGAUCGCAUUGCUUCCUCUUCUUGUUCUUGCUCCACUUCCAACUCCGACUCCGAUCCUGACCCGACCCGUUCCAAUUCCCCUCGUCUUCUUGCCAGUAAUUAUCAUGUUUGGAUCUCUCAACCCGAAUCCAUUUCCGAACGCCGCCAACGCCUUCUUCUCCAGAUGGGUCUCAGCUCCGACCCAUCUCUUUCUCGCUCCAAACCCGAAACAGCUAACAACGGAGAUUUUUAUUUUAACCGCUCCCUGUCAUCGGAUCGUUUGAUCGGAGAGAAACUGCAUGGUCUGUGUCCAAGUGAUUCAACUGCUAUCGCCCGAUCGAAACCAGAAAGUGGCGGUUCGGUAGAUCGUGACAAUGAUGAUGAUGAAUUUAAUUCGUGUUACUCUUCCUCUGUUUAUUGUUCGCCUUCUUCCAUUUUUUUGCAAGAUUCAAUUAAUGUAAAUAGUAAUGAUAGUAAUUAUAGCUGUAGUGAUAAUAAUAUUAAUAACAACAGGCACAGCAAUAAUGGGCUUUUUGUCGCUGGUUGCGGUAAAAAAUGCAAAAGCAAAAAUGGGUCUUCUCCGAAAGAGGGUAGUGUUAGUGUUGAUGUUGUUUCGCCUAAUAAGCCGCCUUCGGGGAAACAACAUUGUAGUAAAAUGGAAGUGAAUCGAUCAGAUUCUGCGAAUUCUAAUGGGGAUUUGAAUGGCAGUUUGUCAGUUGGGAGUUCGGUGGAGUUUGCGGAGGAGUUGGAAUGUAAUGGGGCAGAUACCGAUGGGGCAGUGGUGGACGAGGGAGGUUCGCGGGUUUGUACUAUUAAGAAUCUUGAUAAUGGGAAAGAGUUUGUUGUUAAUGAGAUAAGAGAAGAUGGGAUGUGGAAUAAGCUGAAGGAAGUUGGGACUGGGAGGCAAUUGACUAUGGAGGAGUUUGAAAUGUCUGUUGGGCAUUCGCCGAUCGUGCAAGAAUUGAUGAGGAGGCAAAUCAUGGAGGACGGGACGAGAGAAAAUCUCGAUGCCGAUGCUAAUGGAGGGAUUGGAGGUGGGGUUUCAAAGUUUAAAAAGAAGGGCAGUUGGUUUAGGAGUAUAAAGAGCGUGGCGAAUAGUGUGACAGGCAAUAAGGAGAGGAGAAGUAGUGAUGAGAGGGAUACUGGAUCGGAGAAGGGAGGGAGGAGGUCAAGUUCUGCUACGGAUGAUAGCCAGGAUGUGUCAUUUCACGGGCCAGAGAGAGUGAGGGUAAGGCAAUACGGGAGGCCGUCUAAAGAGUUGAGUGCACUUUAUAAGAGCCAGGAGAUACAGGCUCAUAAUGGGUCGAUUUGGAGUAUUAAGUUCAGUUUGGACGGGAGGUAUCUAGCAAGUGCAGGUGAGGAUUGUGUCAUUAACAUCUGGCAGGUUGUGGAGUCGGAGAGGAAAGGAGAAUUAUUGAUGGAGAAACCAUAUGAUGGGGGCUUGAAUUUGUUGUUGAUGCCAAAUGGAUCUCCAGAACCUAAUUUGUUGUCACCACUUGUGGAUACCCAUCAGGAGAAGAAGAGGAGAGGGAGGUCAUCUAUAAGCAGAAAAUCUUUGAGCCUUGACCAUAUCAUCAUGCCAGAGACUGUGUUUGCUCUCACGGAUAAACCCAUUUGUUCAUUCGAAGGGCACCUUGAUGACGUGCGCGACCUUUCAUGGUCCAAGUCUCAGCACCUGCUUUCUUCUUCUAAGGACAAAACCGUACGCCUAUGGCACUUGUCUAGCAAUACUUGUUUGAAAAUCUUUUCUCACAGUGAUUAUGUAACAUGCGUCCAGUUUAAUCCUGUUGAUGAUAGAUACUUCAUUAGUGGGUCCUUAGAUGCAAAGGUUCGCAUUUGGAGUAUUCCUGAUCGUCAAGUUGUUGAUUGGAAUGAUCUGCAUGAGAUGGUCACUGCGGCUUGCUAUACCCCAGAUGGUCAGGGUGCAUUUGUUGGUUCGCACAAGGGAAGCUGCUGUUUAUACAAUACAUGUGAGAAUAAGUUGCAACAAAAAUGUCAAAUUAAUCUGCAAAGUAAGAAGAAGAAAGCUCAUCUUAAAAAAAUCACCGGAUUCCAGUUUGCUCCAGGAAGUUCAUCAGAAGUGAUCGUCACGUCAGCUGAUUCUCGAAUUCGAGUUAUUGAUGGUGUUGAACUGGUUCGCAAGUUCAAAGGUCUUGAACAGAAACGAAUUGAUCUCUUCAGCUGCUUCAAUGGUUGUUUCAAUCAGCAAAACCUGAAAGGUUUUCGUAACACCAACAGCCAAAUCUCAGCUUCUCUCACAGCAAAUGGAAAAUAUGUGGUCUCUGCUAGUGAGGAUUCAUAUAUUUAUGUCUGGAAGUAUGAAGCUGAUUCCGGACUUAGCAGAAGCAAAGUUGUUGCUGUCACACAUUCCUAUGAGCAUUUCCAUUGUCAAGAUGCAUUGGUGGCGAUCCCAUGGCCUGGCAUGGGAGACACCUGGGAGCUACAAGAUACUUUAUCUGGAGAACAGAGUGGCCUCGAUAACCAUCUUGAUGAGGUUUCCAUUGUCAAUCACCCACCUACUCCUGUUGAGGAAGCAAGUAUUGAGGGGUCACAAUCUUUAUCCGGGUGCACAAAUAGUCCUCUAAAUGGAAUUAUUUCUUGUGCAACCAAUGGUUACUUCUUUGACAGAAUAUCAGCAACAUGGCCGGAGGAAAAGCUUAAUUUAGCGACUAGAACAAGGAGUCCUCAUGCCAGUGUGGAUAUCUCCAAUGGGUUAAGCGAAAGUGUGUCUGCCUAUGGUAUGGUGAUUGUAACUGCCGGCCUUCGAGGGGAAAUCAGAACUUUCCAAAAUUUUGGAUUGCCAGUUCGGAGUUAAGGGGCUGAAAAGAGAAUGAUCUGGCAAAUUAAUGCAGGUCAUUUUCGCCACUGGUUAAAACAUGUACAGUCACAGAGGUAUUCGGUGAAAUGUGUAAUUUAGCGAUUUCCAAUUCUUCUUGUGCUUCAGCUCAUUGGAUAUUGAGUGCCGAUGGAUGAGCAUUGAGAAGAAUAUAGAUUUGUUAAAAAAAAAAAAAGAAGCGGGGGGGCGGGCCCAACUAUGAAUUUAGAAACCGAUGUAGAGCAUGGAAAAACCUUAUUCAAUUAAAAUGAAAUUCUUUCAUAUUCUUUAAUGAUCAUGUCCAGUCUUGUAGGUUCUAACUU